Halichondria panicea is the source of this 1504-nucleotide messenger RNA. RefSeq lists its product as uncharacterized. The coding region runs from base 69 to 1394 and encodes 441 amino acids. Gene Ontology annotation, molecular function: protein binding. Lineage: Eukaryota; Metazoa; Porifera; Demospongiae; Suberitida; Halichondriidae. The record is from RefSeq and is a predicted model, not a curated record. The transcript has 7 exons.
UGAGGCUACUUUCUGUAUAUAAUUAUAGCCAGUGUUUUUAGUUCAAUCUAGAUAAGCUACAUUGUGAAAUGGAGAUACUAGCACUAAAGCUGUUUUUUGUCAUCUGCUUAUCAAGAGUGGAACUGUCUACUCAAGUUGUUCCAGAAGUACUGGAUGGCCCAGUGACACAGACUGUCCCUGUGACCCAGUAUGAAGCCCAGUUCACCUGUCGUGCUCGAGCCUCUGCCGUAUUCUGGUACAUCAAUGGCGAAACACUCUUUAACAAUAUUCCCAGCUGGAUAAUACUGUACGACGAUAUACAUGACUUUCCUAAUGUUGAGGUGACGAGACGAAUCGGUGUGAGAACUCAAGGACGUAAUCGGACGAAGAUCGAGUGUCUUGCUACAGGCUCUGAUCAGGCCACUGUUAGAUCUGAACCACCUGUAUUUCUCUAUAUUGUCGAUGUUCUCAAUGCCCCUGUCACUGAGCUAGUUACGGUCAACACAACAGCUUUAAGGGUAUCCUGGUUUGAGCCGUUUGCUCACACUGGUUUUCCUAUUCUCAACUACACUCUAAUCAUUCGAAGCACUGCUGACCACUCAGCACCCCUCUACAAUGCCUCACUGAGUGCCCUGGAGUAUGUGUUAACCACGGACAGUGUUCACAGAGAUUGCCACAAUAUAACGUUUGAGGUCAUUGCCACGAACAGUAUAGGACCUAGUGCUGCAGGUGUCGCCAUUGGUGGAUUUCCAAUAUUUCUUGGGGACUUUCUGCUCCCUCCUGUUGUCGUGAUUACCUUCACAGCAGACUUGACCCCCAUCAUUAACGUCAUAUUUAAGCCUCCAACAGUGUGCUGGUUUCAAGACGCCAGUUAUGAACUGAGAAUCCUGGAUGUCUCAACUCAAGCCCUAAGUCUUUCCACUAGAAUUGGAAGUUACCGUGGCGGUGGCAUAGCAACUAUAUCGGAAGCGUAUAAUGAUAUAUAUACGAUUCCCUCUAUUCUGCUACUGGUAACUCGCCAGAAUAGAGGGAAUCGCUGGGGAUCAGAUUCUACUACUGCGGCUAUUUAUGGUGGUGCUGUUGGUGUGAUACUGGUGUUAGUGUGUCUUAUUGGUAUCUGCUUGAUUGCCCUACUCUUACUGAGGAAAAAGCUAUCUAGUGAAGAACAAAUAGCUGCUCCACUUUAUGAGGAAGUAGGUCUUUCAGGAAAUGACAUUCAACUCGAGCCCAAUGAUGCAUAUGGAAAGGCUGUUAGAUGCUCCAAGGGUAUUCAAGUACAAUCUAACCAGGCUUAUGAACUAGUGAGUUAUUUUACUGUACCUUGUAUAGAUCUGAUAAUUAUUGUUACUCAGGAUGCACUCAAUUACAACCUCAUCAAGGGAUGUGGGAUUUUAACCAGACGUAGAAAGUCAUAAUAUAGAACUGUUGUAGUAGCUCGAGAUACUAGUUGAUUCAUACUAUAACAACUGAACUCAUUGUAGAAUCAAUGAUCAAUGAUACAUUGAUCAUGGUUGCAGUUAACAAA